Aspergillus uvarum CBS 121591 is the source of this 1927-nucleotide messenger RNA. RefSeq names its product proline dehydrogenase family protein. Gene Ontology annotation, cellular component: mitochondrion. The transcript has 2 exons. Gene Ontology annotation, molecular function: FAD binding; proline dehydrogenase activity. The record is from RefSeq and is a predicted model, not a curated record. Bases 164 to 1594 code for a protein of 476 amino acids. NCBI's taxonomy places the organism in Eukaryota, Fungi, Ascomycota, Eurotiomycetes, Eurotiales, Aspergillaceae.
AUUAAAUUCUUCUUCUCAGGUACAACUUCUUCUCUUUCUCUCUCUAGACUAUUUUACACACUAGACAUUAUCCGUCUCUUCCUCUUAUACAUCCUCAUUCAUCGUCCGUCCUCUUACUAGACCAUACACUACCACACCACCCAUACUAUCGAUAACAGUCACCAUGAAGGCCGCUCGCCGCCCAAUGCGGGCGCUCGCCAGCGCCCCCGGCCGCCGCUAUGUCAGCCGGACCAGCAACGCGAAGUCGUCCGUCGCCGUCUCGCCCGCCUCGUCCACCACUACCCUGCAACACCAGGUCUCCGCCUCGCUGCAGAGCACCGUCUCCUCCACGCCGCUGGCCAAGCUGCCCCUCUCGACCGUCCUCCGCUCGCUCGUCAUCCUCUCCGUCUCCUCGUCGUCGCUGCUCCUGAAACCAUGCAUCUUCGCCCUGUCGACGCUGGCGCACCCCAAGUCCGCCCUGCUGGACGUGGCCCGCAACCCGCUCCUCAACGCCGUCGUCAAGCACACCAUCUACAAGCAGUUCAACGCCGGCGAGAACAAGGUCGAGGUGCAGCGCUCCAUCCGCGACAUCAAGUCGCUGGGCUACCGGGGCGUGCUGCUGGGCUACGCGCGCGAGGUCCUGGUCGGCGAGGGCCAGGUCGACCCGUUCGAUGAGCAGCUCGCCCGCGAGGAGAUCCAGACCUGGCUGGACGGCACCCUGAAGACGGUGGACAUGGCGCAGGAGGGUGAUUUCGUGGCUCUUAAAUGGACCGGAAUGGGCCACCAAGUCCUCCAUUACCUGCAGAACAAAUCCGACCCCUCGGAGCUAAUGGACAAGGCGAUCAAGCAGGUGUGCGACCUGGCGAUCGCGCGCAACGCGCGCCUGCUCGUCGACGCCGAGGAGCAGGCCGUGCAGCACGGGAUCGAGAACUGGGCGCUGCGGUACCAGAAGUACUGCAACGCGCGCACGCCGGGCAAGGCCAUCUUCUUCAACACCUACCAGGCCUACCUGAAGUCGACGCCCGCCACCAUCGCCCGCCACCUGGAGUUCGCCCGCGAGAACGGCUUCACCGCCGGCGUCAAGCUGGUGCGCGGCGCGUACCUGAAGACGGAGCCGCGGCAGCUGAUCUGGGACGUUAAGGAGGACACGGAUGCCUGCUACGACGGGGUCGUCGAGGCGCUGCUGACCCGCCGCUACAACGCGAUGCUCCGCCCGGCUUCGGAGAAACACACCGAGCAGCUGCCCCCGCUGAACGUGAUCAUCGCCACCCACAACCGCGACUCCGUCCGCAAGGCCCACGCCAUCCGUCUGAAGCAGGCCGCCACCGGCGAGUCCCAGGGCGUCGAUCUGAGCUACGCCCAGCUGCAGGGUAUGGCCGAUGAGGUCAGCUGCGAGCUCCUCCAGGGCUUCCCCGGCGGGGAGGGCGCCGCCGCCACCGAGUCGCCCAACGUCUACAAGCUGUUGACCUGGGGUACCGUCAAGGAGUGCAUGGGCUUCCUGAUGCGUCGCGCGGUCGAGAACACCGAGGCCGUCGGCCGCACCAAGCAGUCCCAGGAGGCGAUGAUGGGCGAGUUGAGACGUCGGGCGCGUCGGGCUUUCGGUCUGCGCAACUGAUGCUUUACGAUUUUUGUUUUCUUUGUGGUUUUUGCGGAUUAUAUCCUUUUCUUCCUGCGUGUUGAGAAUAUUGGCGUCCUUUGGUUGCUGUUUGGUUUCGGGAUCGGUUCUGAGUCCCUGAGCGUCUCAUUGCAUUUCAGAUGGCGUUAGCAUUAACUUUCAAACUCCCUUAGCUUUUGUUGGUGGCUGGAAUGAGAUCAAGAUUGAUAUUGAUACUACUGUUGUCGUUUUGAGGACUUUCGUAAUUUUCUGGUGUUUCUCUGGGGUGAGAACAUUGUUGGGAACAUAGCAUCAGCCGUGGUCUACUAGAAUUACCCACCUAUGAAGUGUUCU